AUGGACAUCAGGGAUGAGAGUUCCAUGUUGGCUACAGAAUUGAGUUCUCUGCUGGAUCCAGCAUUAUGCAGUGCUGUAGGUGACACACUUGUAUCAGACUCUUCAGUGUUGAUUAAUGAGAAAACUUCACAUCCAUUGAAGGUGUACUUGAGAGUAAGACCUUUUUCCAAAACCGAGCUUGCAAACAAUGAGUCCCAGGAUUGUGUAACUGUUGAAAACUCGGAACUGGUUUCUCUUAGUGCGCCUAAAGACUCCGCUGCAAUGAAAAACUGUGAAAGGGGAAUUGGACAAUCUGUGCACAAGUUUACUUUCACCAAGAUAUUUGGACCAGAGACAACACAAGCUGAAUUUUUUGAUGGCACAAUGAAGGAUCUAGUGGAUUCUUUUACCCAAGGGCAGAAUGGGCUUGUGUUCACAUAUGGUGUCACCAAUGCUGGGAAAACAUUUACAAUACAAGGCACUCCAAAAGAUGGUGGCAUACUUCCUCGUUCACUGGAUGUGAUUUUCGGUUAUAUCAGAGGUCGGCAGUACCCCAAGAUGACUCUAAAACCUUAUCUUGGCAAUGAUGUCAUGAAAUUAGACCCUGCACAAGUCAAACAGGAGGAAGCUGCAAAAGCAUCUCUCCUCUCUAGCCUGAAAGAGGAUGGAUUGAAGACUGUUCCAAGCUCAGGAAAUCUCCGGAAUGUGCCCACCAGCAAUGACGUUUCACCUAUAAAAGAUGGAGAAGAGGAAAACCUUCAUCAGUUCUCUGCAUGGGUAUCGUUCUUUGAGAUCUACAAUGAGUAUGUCUAUGACUUGCUAGACCAGUUCCCCUCUUCAAAAAACCAAAAGAGGCUGACCUUGAAAAUAUGCGAUGAUCAAGCUGGAAUUUCUUAUGUAAAAGAUUUAAAGUGGUUCAAUAUUACCAGCACAGAGGAAGCAUGCAAGAUACUACAAAUUGGGAACAAAAAUCGAAGCCUGGCAUCUACUAAAAUGAACCAACAGUCUAGUAGAAGCCACAGUAUAUUCACAAUCCGACUCCUAAAGCUAAGCAGUGGUGAUGAUCCCAGCGUUCUUGGAGUGUCAGAAAUGUCACUGUGCGACUUGGCUGGAUCUGAGCGUUGUAAUAAAACACAAACUGUAGGCGACAGAUUGAAAGAAGCAGGAAAUAUAAAUAAUUCUCUGCUCAUCCUUGGGAAAUGUAUCGCGGCUCUGAAACACAGUCAGAACCCAAAAAAAGCAAGCUAUGUUCCCUUCAGGGAAAGCAAGCUGACCCGGCUAUUCCAGCCCUUCUUUUCUGGUAAGGGUAAGGCUUGUAUGAUCGUCAACAUCAAUCAGUGUGCCUCUACAUAUGAUGAAACCCUGCACGUCAUGAAGUUUUCUGCUGUUGCUAAACAAGUUGUUCAAGUAAUUCAGCCCAGAAACUUUGAGUUCAUGGUUCCAAGAAUAAUUGGAAAAGAUGGUAAAGUCAUCACAGAGAUUGAUGCUGAUGUGUCUAUUGAGGAUCUUCUUUCUGAGGAUGAAGAGAUGGACAUGACUGUUAUGAGUCCAGAGGAUCUUCUGAGAAAAAUUGAAGAACUGAAGGAAAAGCUGAUGCAUGAAAGACAAAGCAAAUUGCUUUUGGAACUGCGGAUCAGAAAGGAGAUGGGUGAAGCCAUGUAUCAGCAGAUGGUUCAUCUUGAUGAGACCUGGAGUAAAAGGUUUGAAGACUUUAAAGAGACAACUGAGGAGCAACUGGAAAGCAGGCUAGAAAUGUACAAGAAAGCAAUAAAGAACCAUGCAUACCGUCAAGCACUGGAAGACUUGGAGGAGGAUUAUGUGCCAUAUGAAGAGUUCCAGGCUGAACAGGAGAAAGUAGAGGAGAGAGAUGAAAAGAUAGAACAACUUGAGAUUGCACUUGGUUUGAAGAAAGAGUCUGGUGAAGCCAGUACAGAAAAUAAUUCCAUGUCUGGAGCCAUUGACGCUUUAACCAAACGCAGCCAAGAAAAAGAAAAGAUCAUUGUCAGUCUGAAGCUGCAAUUACAGAAUAUUAAAGAUGAAACUGAUCUGAACAUAAGAAGACUGACUGGAGAAAAUGAAAUGAUGAAGCAGCACCUGAAAAUAAAGGAACAGGAGGUGCGCGGUCUCCAGAGCCUGGCAGAACGAGCCAUUCAGCUAGAGUCCUCUGUGACAGAACUUCAGGCUCAGCUGGAUGAAAGCAGGAAGCUUGUGUCGUCAAUAGAUGUGUGUGAACCAAAGCCUAAGAGGGGCCUGCUUUCUAAUAUUAGAAAUACCAUGACCGGCACGCCAAAGAAGACUAAGCCUUGCGAAAAAACAGAGGAAACCACGGGCCCAACAAGGAAAAAACCUUUGCUGUCUCGUAAAUGA
Nanorana parkeri is the source of this 2346-nucleotide messenger RNA. Its product is annotated as kinesin-like protein KIF20A. The coding region runs from base 1 to 2346 and encodes 781 amino acids. Gene Ontology annotation, molecular function: microtubule motor activity; microtubule binding; ATP hydrolysis activity. Gene Ontology annotation, cellular component: kinesin complex; nucleus; microtubule. NCBI's taxonomy places the organism in Eukaryota, Metazoa, Chordata, Amphibia, Anura, Dicroglossidae. Gene Ontology annotation, biological process: microtubule-based movement. The record is from RefSeq and is a predicted model, not a curated record. The transcript has 18 exons.